AUGCAUAUUGCAACGCACCCCGCGAAGGGUUGUGCCGCACUUGAGCACUUCGUUCUGAACAUCUCUUUCACUUGUCGGACGAGGGCCAACAUGCCAUCGUCUUUCGCCCGGCUUAAGGUUGUGAAAGGAGACAUCACCAAAAUAAAGGUUGAUGCCAUCGUUAUUUCAACCAACUCAACCUUUGACCGCGGUUCUCUCGCGCAAAGUGCACAUCAAUCGGCUGGCCUUCAACUCAAGUUGGAAACACAGAAGCUAAUUCGCUGCGAUGUAGGUGACGCCCGCCUUGCUUCAGGAUUUUCCCUCCCUGCGAAGAACGUCAUCUUUACUGUCGGACCAACUUGGCAAGAUGGCCAGCAUGGUGAGGACGAUUCACUGGCAAAAUGUUAUACUUCUUGUUUAAAGCUGGCGGUCGAGAACAACUAUAACACAGUAGCGAUGCCCGCCAUAAGCUGUGGUGCGAACGGAUUUCCUUUUCGGAGGUCAAUUACAAUCGCCGUGAGAGCAGUAUCUAGUUUCAUCUCUGAACAUCAUAAAUUGCAUGUGACGUUUGUCUGUAUGGACGAGCGGUUUCAGAACGUCCCAGACUGGUACCUAUCGGAGAUAAAGAAGCAAAGGCGCUCGAGGCGUAUUUCUCCUGAUGAUCCGCGGCGACAGGAAUUUCUUGAGAAUCUACUGGUAGUCAAAGGGAAUAUUACAAAGAUAGUUGCUGAUGCUGUAGUGAAUGCGGCCAAAUCAAGCCUGCUCGGCGGCGGUGGCGUCGACGGUGCAGUACACCGUGCUGCAGGCCCUGAACUGCUACAAGAGUGCAGGAAGCUGAACGGGUGUCCAGUUGGUGACGCGCGGAUUACAAAUGCUUACAAGUUGCAAGCCAGAUAUGUCAUCCACACCGUAGGACCAGUAUGGGGCGGCGGGAAGCAUGAGGAAGACUUUCUACUAAGAGAGUGUUAUAUGUCCUCAUUGGAACUUGCGAAAAAUCACGAUUGUCGAACGAUUGUGUUCCCGGCAAUCAGUUGUGGUGUAUACAGCUUCCCGUUUGCAAGAGCCACGGGUAUUGCGAUUGAUGCGGUGCUUGACUUUAAAGCCGAGCAUGGGGACCACAUGCAGGUUUCCUUUUGUUGCUUCAGUGAGAGGGACAAAAAUAUUUAUCUUUCUGAGAUGCAGAAGAGAAAAGGACAAGACUGAGACCCGUUCCUAAGUCCGGGAUGAUUGUCUCCGAACGAAAUUCUGUCGCAUUGAAAUACAUAAACAGAACAAAAUCCUCCGUAGCUACAGUGCGUUUGGGGCACAGCAAUUGGCAUAUGGACUGAACUCUGUGCCUGUUCUCCCUUUGUACGGACAAUCGCAAUGGCCACGACAGGAGACCGAGCCCAUACGGUGGUGGUCAUUUCGAUCAUUUCUUUCCUAUCUCACUUGUUCAUUGCUCCCUGACGCGAGGAUUUGUGACGGGGCCCAUAACAAUGGCUGUUCGUUUCCUGUCAUGAAAGUAUUGGAUGCAGUAGUCCUGAUGGAAGACUUGCUAAAGGAGCGAGCUUCGAUUUGAGAACCGUUUCGGUCAUGGUUCAAUAGCCGGGAAGCGUUUUACGGUAGUUGGUCGUGGUGGGAGCCUUCUGGCGUUUACACUAGAUUCAAGAGCUCUUGCAACUCCCGUUACGCCCGAUCGUUUAGUAAAGUAGCACAUCUGCGGCC
Chondrus crispus (carragheen) is the source of this 1686-nucleotide messenger RNA. RefSeq lists its product as hypothetical. Lineage: Eukaryota; Rhodophyta; Florideophyceae; Gigartinales; Gigartinaceae. The transcript is spliced from 2 exons. Bases 1 to 1182 code for a protein of 393 amino acids. The record is from RefSeq and is a predicted model, not a curated record.